AUUUCGUCACAAAGAUACUUUCUCCAUAUCAUCAGACAUAAAAGCAUUUUUCACCAGUCCUCAAACGUUUUUCGAGAUGCACAAAAGUGCACUAGUUGCGGUUUUCUAUAAUCUUACGAUUAGAUACUCUGCUUACUGGCCAUAGUUAUUUUUUUGGUUUGAAAACAUGGCUAGAAGUGUAAAUGGAGUUGUUGUACCAACAAUUGAAGAAGCACUUGCCCAAACACAUUUUGGCAAAUUCAACUAUUUGCUGAUAUUAUUUUCGGGAUUCGUGCUCAAAUCUGUGGUUUUUGAAAGUGUAGCCAUCAGUUUUGCUUUGCCUAUUUUGGAAUGUGAUUUGAGUUUAAACUAUCAACAGCAAGGUAUAAUUGGAGCAGUGGCCUUUAUAGGAAUUAUAGUAAGCUCUCAUUUUUGGGGCUUUUUAGCUGACACGACAGGUCGGAAACGUAUUAUGUUGCCAGCAUUAUUUCUGGGAUUUUUAGUUACAGUUCUAUCAAGUUUUUCACCAAAUUUUGAAUCUCUGGUCGUACUUAGAUUUAUCAAUGGAUUUUUAAUUUCAUCUGGUUCAGCAACCAUAUAUGCAUACUUAGGUGAAUUUCACUGCCAAAAAUAUAGAAAUCGCGCUAUUCUAUCAGCGGCUAUGAUAAGUGCAACUUGUGCUAUAUUCUUUCCAAUAUAUGCUUGGAUAUUUAUUAACCAGAACUGGGAGUUCUAUGUACCACUGCUCGAAUUUAAAUACAAGCCAUGGAGAUUAUUUAUGCUUAUAUGCGGCUUACCAGGUUUAGCAUGUGGUGUGGCUUUAUGCUUUCUACCUGAAAGUCCAAAAUAUCUUUUGACAAUAGGACGAACAAAUGAAGCUGUGGAGGUACUAAAAAGAAUACACCGAGUUAAUACUAAAGGAAAUAAGAAGUUACAUGGUGAUGAAUUUAGUGUUAAAGCAAUACAACCAGACCUGGAAGCGAUGAGCAAAAAGAAAACUAGUACAUCAAAUAAGAAUCUGGUAUAUAACAUAUUUCAUUCAAUGUGGCAUCAAACGGCUCCACUUUUUAUGCGAGAGCAUUUACGGAAAACCGUUAUUUGUAGUGUUUUGCAAUAUGUUCUAUAUUUCUCAGCUCACGGUGUUUAUAUGUGGUUCCCUUAUAUACUAAAUAGUAUAUCACAAUAUACUAAGGAAUAUACAAAUCCUCGAACAAUUUGUGAAAUCGUAAAUUUUUCAAAUCAUACCACUAAAGAAAAUGAUAAUGGAUGUACAACACAGUUAGAGAUUUCCACUUAUCAACAUACCAUUAUGUUAGAGGUUAUUUAUGUCGUACUGCUUUUAAUAGUCAGCUAUACUAUUGGAAGAUUUGGACGGAAAAUAAUUUUGUUCCUAAUAUUACUUAUAUGUGGUGUUUGUGGAGUUCUGGGAUUUGUUGCCAAAAUUCCAUUACUGGCUAUUUAUUUAUUCGUUAUUCAACUUUGCUGUGGUCUAGGCGUAACUGUUGUCAAUGCUAUUGUAGUGGACAUUUACCCAACAAACUUAAGAGCCAUGGCAGUGUGCAUAUCAAUGAUGAUAGGUCGUAUCGGCAGUGUUAGUGGCACUAAUGCAAUUGGUAUACUUGUCGAAACACAUUGCAAUACAACAUUAAUAAGUUCAGCCGCUGCACUCAUUUUGGCCGGAUUCCUGAGUCUUUUGCUGCCCCAUCCAAAAAUGCAAAUAAAAAGUUCCAUAGAAGCUUAAAAAUAUUAUAAACAAUUUUAUUCGC
Molecule: messenger RNA, 1745 nt
Organism: Teleopsis dalmanni
Lineage: Eukaryota; Metazoa; Arthropoda; Insecta; Diptera; Diopsidae
Product: synaptic vesicle glycoprotein 2B-like
Exons: 7
Coding region: 167-1720 (517 amino acids)
Biological process (GO): transmembrane transport
Cellular component (GO): membrane
Molecular function (GO): transmembrane transporter activity
Source: RefSeq, a predicted model, not a curated record